Molecule: messenger RNA, 885 nt
Organism: Funneliformis mosseae
Lineage: Eukaryota; Fungi; Glomeromycota; Glomeromycetes; Glomerales; Glomeraceae
Source: the annotation of a GenBank genome assembly
AUGACUUCGACAUCAGAAACUGCUCCACCGGUUCCUUCUAUUAAUUAUAGAAAUACCGCGUCUUGUAAUUUGCCACCUCGGGUCAGUCUUAAAACGUCAACAACCCACCCCAUCAACAUCAGUUGGAUAGUACCGGAGGAACUAACUGACGGUCUCACUUUAGAUCCACUAUCACCGUCGAUAGACCUUUUUGAUGUAUAUACAACAGCAUCUCUCUAUCAACAUUAUUAUGACCAAGUGCACGGUUAUGGAGUUUCUCGCUCGACACAUUGUACAAUGCUUGGUAAUCUAGCGUUAAGUUCAUGUCCCGGUAAAAAAGUCAGACUAAGUGGACCCGUAAGAGGUCGAGCAACGAUCGAUCGUGAUCUAGAUUUAGAUUUUCAAAGAUUAAAGUCUUUAGAUAUAUCAAUGAUCGUAUGUUGUCUUAAUGAUGACGAAUUAGCAUUUCUGGGUGCACCAUGGUCGAAAUAUAACGAGUUGGCACUGAAACAUAAACUUCAAGUUGUCAGGAUACCAAUGAUAGAAGGUGGCUGUCCAGAUUCAUUAGAACAGAUCGAUUCGGUUGUGACACAAAUGGAUCGACAUAUAAAGCAAGGUCAUAAAAUUUUGGCACAUUGCCGUGGUGUUGGACGUGCUGGUUUGGUGGCAUGUUGUUGGUUACUUAAGAAACGAUUUUGUCUUGACGCAGAUCGUGCGAUUCGAUUAGUGAGAAUGAGGCGUAGUCCCAAGGCUAUUGAAACCAUGCAACAAGUAGAUUUUAUUGUACAAUUUGCUAAUUAUAUUCACUGGGGAUUACAACAACAACGUCAUACACAACAGAAAUAUGAAACUUCGAAUAUUUCAUACAAAACCAGCAAUUCAGUAACAACGACAAAUUUACAAUGA